CCCCCCCCUCUCUCUCUCUCUCUUCCCCCUCUCCGUGUCUUUGUCUUUCUCUUCCCCUCGUUUGCCAUGUACUCGCACCUUGGCCGCGUUCUGGCCUCCGCCGGUCGGGCGGGGCUGGCCCAUUCCCCUCGGGCGCAGGCCGCUGGCAUCCCGCGCGCGGCUCGGGCCUUCUCCUCGAGCGCCGGCCCCGGCGGCCCCUCGGGCAACUUCCGCCGCGCGGCCAUCGCCCUUGCUGGGCUCGGUGCCGCGGGUGGUCUGGCCUACCUGGCCACCUCGUCGGAGGGCAGCUUCACCCGUCCGUCCUUCCUGACGGCUGCUCACUGUGAUGCGGCUCCUGCUCCGACUUCCGUCCCCACUUCGGAGGCCGACGCCCCGGAGGAGUUCCGUCGCAUCCGAUCCACCCCGGAGGAGCGCCAGGCCCGACGCGAGAAGCGUUCGCAGGAGCGCCUUGAGCGCAUGGAGGAACGUCGCCGCAUUGGCCCCGCCCGGCUCAAGACGUUGCCCACUCGCGCCGAGCACAUGGAGCGCCUGCGGGCCGACGAGGAGUAUGACUUGAUCGUCAUCGGCGCCGGCAUCACCGGCAGCGGGAUCGCCCUGGACGCGGCGUCGCGCGGCUUGAAGGUGGCCCUCAUCGAGCGGGACGACUUCGCAGCCGGCACCUCCUCCCGGUCGACGAAGCUCAUCCACGGCGGGGUCCGGUACCUGGAGCGGGCGGUCUUCGACCUGGACUCCAAGCAGUACAACCUGGUUCGCGAGGCGCUGGCCGAGCGGAAGACCCUGCUGGAGAUCGCCCCGCACAUUGUCCACCCCCAGGCCAUCCUCCUGCCGGUGUACAGCUUCUUCGAUGCCGUCUACUACUAUGCCGGGGCCGUGUGCUACAACCUCCUGGCCCGGCUGACCUCCGGCGAUCGGAUGCCCUUCACGCGCAUCCUCUCGCCGACGCGCACCCUGGAGGCCUUCCCCAGCCUCUCGGCCGAGGGCCUGCGCGCCGGCAUCGUGUACCAUGAUGGCGUCAAUGAUGACGCCCGGCUGACCACCAGCACGGUUCUCACGGCCGCCAGCUACGGCGCCACGGUGGUCAACCACACCGAGGUGGUGGGUCUGGUCCAGGUGCCGGAGGGCGCCGCUGCCGGGACCACUGACCCGGCGGCCGCCGACUCGACCCGGCACUCGGAUGCCGGGUCCCUGGUUAUCCAGGGGUCCGGCGAUGCGGCGGCCAGUGCGGCCGCCGACACCGCCGCCCCGCGCAUGCGCACCACCGGUGUCGAGGUGCGCGAUCGCCUCACCGGGCAGACCUUCACCGUCCAGGCCAAGGGGGUCAUCAAUGCCACUGGGCCCUUUUCCGAUACCAUUCGUCGGCUGGAUGAUCCGGCCUCUCGCCCGAUCUUGGUCCCCAGCCAGGGGAUCCAUGUGGUCCUGCCGGCGCACUUGUUCGAGCACUCGACCUUCGGUCUGCUGGACCCGGCCACCAGCGACAACCGCGUGGUCUUCGUCCUCCCGUGGGCCGGGUCGGUUCUGUGCGGGACCACCGACACCCCGCUGCCGCGUGCGGCGGCCGAAAACUCCGGCAAUGUGGUGGAGCCCGUCGGCCCGGCUGACCUGGCGGCCGCCGGCUCCGAGGCCGGCCCCCUCCCGAGCGGCGGCCUGAUCGCCCGCGAGGCCGACGUCGAGUGGGUGCUGAACGCCGUGCGGCCCUACCUGCGCAAGGACCUCCAGGUCAGCCGCAGUGACGUUCGGUCCAUCUGGGCCGGCGUGCGGCCGCUCGUGCGCGACCCCAACAACCCGGCCUUCUACAGUCAGACGGCCGACGAGCAGUCUGGCACCAACACCUCGACCAUUGCCCGGACCCAUGUGGUCCAUGUCAGCCCCAGCAGCCUGAUCACCGUGUCCGGCGGCAAGCUGACCACCUUCCGCAUCAUGGCCAAGGAUGCUCUUGACAGCGCCAUCCGCGUGUUCGGGCUCACCCCUGAUACCCCGGAGGCCAUCACCGACAAGAUCAAGCUCUUCGGCGCGGAGAAGUACAACGAGGCGGCCAUCCUCUCGUCGCUGACCACCGAGUAUGGCUUUGAUGCCGAGGUUGCCAACCACCUGCUUCGGAGCUACGGCGAUCGCGCCACCCAGGUGGCGGCCCUCUGUGCUCCCACCGAGUGGACGUCUGUUGUCCUGCCGGAUGGCACUCUCAGCUCCGUGCUGACCACCCGGCCGCUGGAGGAGGCCGAUGCCGCUGCAGCUGGCACCACCGUCCCCCCGCGUGUCUCCGGUCCCCGUGGCUUCCGCCUUGCGCCGGACCAUCCCUACCUCGAUGGCGAGGUGCGCUAUGCGGUUCGUCAUGAGUAUGCCUGCACGCUGGUUGACGUCAUUGCUCGCCGCACUCGGUUGGCCUUCGUCGAUGUUUAUGCCGCGGCCAAGGUCAUCCCCACGGUGGCGGCCAUCAUGCAGGCCGAGCUCGGCUGGUCGGAGGAGCGCACCAAGCGGGAGAUGGCCACCGCUCGGCUCUUCCUCGACUCCUGCGGCCUGACCACCGUGACCGAGUGAACAUCUCGCCAUGCGUGAUGCUCCCCCUCCUCCCCCUCCCUCCUUCCCCCUCUCCAUCGCCACUUCCCCCUUCCACCAUCCAUGUCCCCUUCCUUCUUGAGUUCCCACCUUGCCGUGUGCUCCCUCCCUCCCUCCCUCCC
This is a messenger RNA of Fonticula alba, 2675 nucleotides long. RefSeq lists its product as hypothetical. The transcript is spliced from 5 exons. Gene Ontology annotation, molecular function: glycerol-3-phosphate dehydrogenase (quinone) activity. The record is from RefSeq and is a predicted model, not a curated record. Gene Ontology annotation, biological process: glycerol-3-phosphate metabolic process. Lineage: Eukaryota; Rotosphaerida; Fonticulaceae. Gene Ontology annotation, cellular component: glycerol-3-phosphate dehydrogenase (FAD) complex; mitochondrion. The coding region runs from base 67 to 2535 and encodes 822 amino acids.